This is a messenger RNA of Cooperia oncophora, 981 nucleotides long. NCBI's taxonomy places the organism in Eukaryota, Metazoa, Nematoda, Chromadorea, Rhabditida, Trichostrongylidae. The record is from the annotation of a GenBank genome assembly.
AUGCUUCGUGACGUCAAUGAUAAGCGUAAAUUGUAUGCGAUGAAGGUGGAGAAACAACAUGGUUGCGAAAGACCUGUGUUAAAACUGGACGUUGCGGUGCUGUCCCAAAUGCGUAACACUAUUGGAUUUCCAACGUUAAUCGUUGCCGGUAGAACUGAGAACUUAAGCAUUUGCUUUCAGUUCUGCGUAAUGCGACUUGUUGGACCUGAUCUGAGAGCACUCAUGUGGGCUAUGCCUUCAAGGAGAUUCACUCAAGCUACGGCCUACCGUAUUGCCAUCCAAACCCUCGACCGUUUGGAAAAGUUGCACGACGCCGGUUAUCUCAAUAGGGACGUCAAAUCGCAGAAUUUCGCAGUAGGACUUGGAAACGAUUCUUCAAUCAUCUACAUGCUAGAUUUUGGCUUGACAAGACGAUUCAGAAAUGCGGACGGAACGCUACUAAGACGUCGAGCCUGCGGUCCAUGUGUUGGGACGUAUCCGUUCUCUCCACUGGCAUCGGCAACAAUGAGAGAUCAGGCGCCAAAAGAUGACCUGGAAGGCUGGUUCUACAUGAUCAUGGAAAUCCUUGUUGGCUGUCUUCCAUGGUAUAAUGCGAAAACAUCACCAGAUCAUAGCCUGACUCGAGAAUGGAAGCAGUAUGCACGUGGUACAUUCAAAACAGAGAUGCUAAGCACGCUACCACCCGAAUUUACUCCGAUUUUCAACAAAAUUACAGCAACUAGGUUCGAAGAACGUCCACGCUAUCAGUUCGUACAGAAAAUGGUAAUGGCCAGUGUAGCGCGACAGGGCAUCAAUUUGAAUGUUCCGUAUGAUUGGCAGACUGUACCAUCACUACUUGCUCUGGUUAAGAAAUCUGUCAUGUAUGAUCCGAUCCCGCAAAGUGCUAUCACUGCUGUGGAUUUCGAUCGAAUGGCAGUCGAAAUGCCGACGGCCAUAGAAGAACCCUUCAAUAUCAAUGAUUCCAUUGCUGUGCUGAACUAA